Kalmanozyma brasiliensis GHG001 is the source of this 408-nucleotide messenger RNA. RefSeq lists its product as uncharacterized. The transcript has a single exon. The record is from RefSeq and is a predicted model, not a curated record. NCBI's taxonomy places the organism in Eukaryota, Fungi, Basidiomycota, Ustilaginomycetes, Ustilaginales. Bases 1 to 408 code for a protein of 135 amino acids.
AUGAAGCUCAUCCUCACCCUCACCAUCGCCAUCCACACCAUCCUCUUCCUCCUCAGCGGCGGCGUCCUCGCCAUGCCCUUUCCUCAAGGUCCCCUCGGUCCGCUCGACCCUCCUGGCCCGCCCGCUCUCCGCGGUGCCAUCUCAGGCCCCUCCUCCCUAGUCCUCCUCCAGCUCUCCUCAGGCCAAAUCGCCCGUUGCACCCUCCCCAACGGCCGUACGCGCGCCAAAGCCGACAUGGUCUCGUCCAAGCUCGUGGCGAGCGGCAAGAUGACUUGCAAGGAUGCACUGCAUCGUGGCAGCGGUAAGACGCUCUGGUGCGAACAGGGACAGUUGACGGACGAUGAUGAGGCGAUUGAGACGCUCAUGCAGGCGUGCGAGGUGCACGAGGGGCUGCGAUCCGUUGUGUAG